AGUCUGCGGUUGAUUUCCCCUCAGUAACGUCUCGCAGACACUUUGCAUGAUAACGAGAUGUCUGCUUCACAUUCGAGAGUACAUGUUGUUUGCAGAAGAGAAAAACACAAUUUGCUCAACAAGAAAGUCGGGUUGUGAAAUCCUUGUCAUGCUUCUUUCUGUUAUUUAUUUAAACUCAACACACACACACACACACACACACACACACACACACACACACACACACACACACACACACACACACACACACACACACACACACACACACACACACACACACACACACACACACUCCUGGUGACUCACUCCACUCUCAAAUGAUAACUUUAAAGCAUGCUUUGCUGAAUCCUCAGUGCGAGGAUUUAACUAAAAUCAUCACGGAAAGAAAGAGUUAGAUGUUGACGGCGGGAGCUGGACGUCUCUCGUGUUUCUCUUCGCUCUGCGGACGAACUUGGAGCGUUUUCUGAGAGGAAGCUGCUUCCACCGCAGUUUACAGCGACUAUAAAUAUUGUCAUCAGUGCCCAGAAGAAGGAUUAAAGAGUGGAGUCUCGCCCACUUUAAUGCUCCGUAAAAAAGUUUGUGAAUCAUCAGCUGCAGGACAAGAGGUCAUAAACCAUUCAACUUUAUUCUGGAGCCUCUCUAAGCAUAUUGAAACAGUUAGAACGUGCCCAAAAACUAUAUAUAUUGAAUAUGCAAACUUGCACAUUCAGAGUUGUUGUUAAAUACAGACAUAACAUCAAUUAAGGCUUAGUUUUUCAAAAUAAAAGCCUCAGAAAGUAACUAUCUCUACAGGAAGCUCAGGGAUACUAACAGGGAGCUCCAAGUGGGGCUUGUUUUUCAAAAUAAAAGCCCAAGAAACACAUUUUAGUUACAAAAAGCUCGAUUUUUUGUUUGUUUUUCAAAACAAAAGACCUUGUAACAAAUUGUUGUUACAAUAAGCUCAAAUAAAGGUUUUUGUUUUUCAAAAUAAAAGCCCAAGGAACAAGAAGCUUAAAUAUAGGUUUGUUUUUCAAAAUAAAAGCCCCAGAAACAAACUUUUGUUACAAAAAGCGGGGUCAUAAAACAAACAACUUUAUUCUGGAGCCUCAGUGAACAUAUUAAAACAGUUUUAACAUGUGUGACCAAACACUAUUUAUAUAUUGAAAAUACAUUGUUGUUAAUUACAGACAUAGAUAGCUUUAACAUCCAUUAGGCUUAGUUUUUCAAAAUAAAAGCCUCAGAAAGUAACUGUAUCUUUACAGGACGCUCAGGGAUACUAGCAGGGAGCUCCAAGUGAGGCGUGUUUUUCAAAAUAAAAGCCCCAGGAAUCAACAAUAUGGCUACUGCUAUGAAAACCUACUAAGCACCACAAUCAUCUUGAGUUUUAAAUGUUGUACUAACUGAUCUCCUCUCUCCCCCUCAGAGGUGGAGAAGGACCUGGCUAAACUGGCAGAAGUGGGUAAAAUGACGAGUCGUAUCUCCAACAAUCCUCUCUCUCUGCACCACACCCCCUUCCUCCCCCCGAUACACCCCCCCCCACCGCCACCUCCCCGACACCCUGCCCCUCACCAUGGGCCGGACUCCAUCUCCUAGCAACCUUAGCAGCAGGAGUACAACUCCCAGAACCCCCAGGACUCCCAUAACUCCCAACAGCCUGCUGAGGCGCUCCAGUUUUGACCGAGGAGCCCAUAAAGAGGUGACCUUCAGGAGGUCAAGGAGCCGCCCUGUGACCCCCACCUGCCAGCCGGCCAGACCCCGACCCCUGCUGACCCCCCCGGGACUCAGCACCACCGACAGCCUGGGGGCCAGCCUGAGGGCGUACCUGUCAGAGGAUGAGUUUUACCGGCAGCCGUGGAAUAUUCCCAGCGACACGGAGAGCGACGUCCUGGAUCCUCCUGAGCAGGACAACAGUGGUGCUCGAGAUGCCAAAAAGAGAUCAUUGUUUUCAGGUCUAUAGUGACGAACUCCAGAGGCUCUGAUCCAAACUAUUAUGCAAACCGCUGGACCUUUUCAAAAUGUGUACAGAGACAAUUAUUUUUAUACUUCAUACUGAAAAAAGAUUGUAUACUUUUUUCACAGAUAUUUCAUAAACAUUGUACGAAAACAACUGUCCAAAUAUAACUCCAGAGUACAGAUAUUACAUUUAUUUUUGUUUGCUCUUUAGCAUGCGACUGCACUGUUACUCACAACAGACUGAAUGCUGUUAUAUUAAAAUGAUUUGGUGCACAUGUC
Gymnodraco acuticeps is the source of this 2211-nucleotide messenger RNA. RefSeq lists its product as uncharacterized. Lineage: Eukaryota; Metazoa; Chordata; Actinopteri; Perciformes; Bathydraconidae. The record is from RefSeq and is a predicted model, not a curated record. Bases 1550 to 1936 code for a protein of 128 amino acids. The transcript is spliced from 4 exons.